Neodiprion fabricii is the source of this 1531-nucleotide messenger RNA. RefSeq names its product pheromone-binding protein-related protein 6-like (gene Obp10). NCBI's taxonomy places the organism in Eukaryota, Metazoa, Arthropoda, Insecta, Hymenoptera, Diprionidae. Gene Ontology annotation, biological process: sensory perception of smell. Bases 267 to 716 code for a protein of 149 amino acids. The record is from RefSeq and is a predicted model, not a curated record. The transcript has 6 exons. Gene Ontology annotation, molecular function: odorant binding.
UCGACGUUAGUCGCACCCUGCGCGACUGAGAGUACGGACCAAUCGACCGCCCAAAGUUAGUGAGCUACAUACGUACGACACAAAUUGUGUAUCAUAACAAGUUGAGAUAGAAAUAUUUUCUUAGUAACUACUCGUUACUAGUAGUUGAAGACGAGGACGAUUGUGACAUCUAUAAUCUGUCAUUCUACGGUGACCCUCGAGUUUUUAAAACUGUUUGAAUUCUUUACAUAUAAAUUCAAUUUUGCUGACGUCGUACAAAUUACAAGAUGAAGCAUUUAACGAUGGAAAUGGUGACGGUGAUUUUGCUUUCGGCAACGAUUGCAGUUGAUGCGGGGACGCGGCCGAGCUUUGUCUCUGAUGACAUGAUAGCGAAGGCGUCUAGUGUCGUGAACGCUUGUCAAACACAGACAGGAGUGACUACCACUGACAUCGAAGCUGUAAGAAAUGGACAGUGGCUGGAAGGCAGGCCUUUAAUGUGUUACAUGUACUGCCUUUGGGAGCAGUUUGGCUUGGUGGAUGACAAACGAGAACUCAGCUUGAACGGAAUGCUAACUUUUUUCCAACGAAUGCCAGCGUAUCGGGCAGAAGUUCAAAGAGCUAUCCGCGAGUGCAAGAGGAUCGGUAAAUACUUUGCCGGUGGUGACAAUUGUCAGUAUGCCUACACAUUCAACAAAUGCUAUGCGGAAAGAUCUCCAAGGACAUAUUACCUUUUCUGAGAUGGCACCGGUAAAUUGAAGAGACUGCGCAUGAGAUGAAGUUCGCCGAAUCCUAUUGAGAUUGAUGUUUUAAUAUACAUAUAAAAUUAUUAAAAACUUAUGAUAAGAAUGUUGUAACAAAUUUGAAACUAUUGAUAUGAUCGAUGUACUAAGUAGAACAUUUUACAGGAGAGCACCUGAUUUUAUUUCUAUGUAAGGCCACUCAGCACUAUGUAUUGCAAACUUCGGAUCUCCGAGUAUUAUGGAAGUCAGAGUAGUUUAAACGGUAUAGAGUUUGCUCUGUAAUAAUUUUUGAAGCAAGUAACGUCUACGUAGAAAAUAGAAAGAACUAUUUUAGUGUUCUGUCACCCUUGUUCUCUACUGGUUACUGCCCCGUGUUACUGUGUAACUCGAUGAGCAGAUUUUUUGGACUUUAUCGAGUAACCAUACCCUAAGGGCAACAUUUCUUGCCGCUUCAGCAGGCCAAGUGGACUAAGUGUUCAUCGUCAAUUUUUCCUUCGCAGUGUUCGUCGGUAAGCAAAGACGUUGCUGUGGUGUCCGGUUGAUAAUAGGAGAUUCUCCAUCUUUUCGGUACACAUGAAAAAACGGGCAGAACAUACCCAUGUAAAAAUGGCGCGCAACUUUCGAAAUUUUGCAAUCAUGUGGUACAAAAUAAUAACUCCUUAAUUGACUCAAUUGUUCCGUUAUUACUAUUGAUGUCUCGUUUAUUGUUUUCGAGAAAGAUUAGUUAAAACUGAAUAUCCUUUUUUAGAAGUCGAAUAGCGUCAUAUUUGUAAAUAUAGGUUUAAAACUUCAAAAUAAAUUAUAAAAAGAUA